CGGGGCACGCGUCAAAACUGCUAUGAAUUAGCAUCACUAGGGACAACAAAACGGCUUAGUUUGAUCAUGUAAAAACCUUAUUAGCGCAUUUUUACUUUUACGUACACUCUCCCGACUUUAGACCACUUUAACUUUUAUGUAUUUUUAUUAUAUCUCGCUUUCUCGCUUCCUGGUUUGUUCGCUAUYCACAAACGCUAAUGGUUAGCUUUAAUAGACCUUAGCAUUCGCUACAAAGAAAGUUUCUGUUGCUUAAAAUUGUCAGAAUGGCCAUGUCGGAGACAAAUAACGGUUGGUCUGGUGGAGAAGAAGAAGAAGAAGAAGGGGAGGCAGACGUCAUUGCGAAAACGUGUGUUUUGAGUGGCUUCAGUGAGAGCAGCGAGACCAGAAGCCUCAUCUCCAGCCUGCCAGAAAUCCAUGAGGACCAGAGGACCACUGAGAUUACGAUUCAGAGAUUCUUAGUGAUUAUGAACAAUUAUCAAGAGCAGCCUCAUCUGCUGGAUCCACAUCUAGAAUGGAUGAUGAACAUGUUAUUGGACUUCAUAAAGAAUGAAAACUCUCCACCUUCAUUGAUCCACUUGAGCUUCCAGUUUCUCAGUAUCAUGUGUAAYGUCAGAGGCUUUAAAGUCUUCAUGCAGCUUUUUCCUCACGAGGUGUCUGACGUCCAGCCAGUCCUGGAGCUGAUGUCCAAACAGGAUCCCAACGAUUUGGAGACUUGGCAAACACGCUACAUGUUGUUGUUGUGGAUGUCCAUGAUCUGCCUCAUACCCUUUGACCUUUCCCGUUUGGACGGCCAUCUCGAGUCAGAUGGUGGUAAGACCAGAGAACCCACCAUGUAUCGUAUUCUCAAUAUUGCAAAGACUUAUCUACUUGUCAGUGACAGUCCCAGGAAUGCUGCAUCUGUACUCAUAUCAAAGUUUAUGACACGCCCCGAUGUGAAACAGAAAUGCCUCGGAGACUUCUUGGACUGGAGUCUCACCAUAAUCUCUCAGACCAGUGACUGCUCAGUGAGAGACAUUAUGGUGCUGGACGGUGCUCUGCAGUCUUUGGCGAAGCUUUUUAAACAUGGAAAACGAGAUGACCUGUUACAGUACGCUCCUGCAAUUAUGCAGUGUCUGGAGCAGAAACGUCUGUCAGAAAGUAGUGAGGGAAAGCUGCGAAAGCUGAGUGUCAAACUCAUUCAGAGGCUCGGCCUCACCUUCCUCAAGCCACGUUUAGCUGCUUGGAGAUACCAGAGAGGCAGCCGCUCCCUUGCAGCCAAUCUCUCCAUGUCCCAGCCUAUCACUGAUGCUGCCACUCUUGAGGCUGAGACACAAGAACAGGAGGAGGACUAUGACAUUCCAGAGGAGCUUGAGACUGUUAUUGAGCAACUGCUGGUUGGAUUGAAAGAUAAGGAAACGAUUGUGCGCUGGUCCGCAGCAAAAGGUAUUGGGAGGGUGACUGGAAGGCUUCCCAAAGAGCUGGCAGAUGAGGUGGUUGGAUCAGUACUUGACUGCUUCAGCUUCCAAGAAACGGAUAAUGCUUGGCAUGGAGGCUGCCUCGCCCUGGCAGAACUGGGUAGGAGAGGACUGUUGCUCCCUUCAAGGUUAACUGAUGUCGUGCCACUUAUCAUCAAGUCCCUGACCUUCGAGGAAAAGAGGGGAGCGUGCAGUGUUGGUUCCAAUGUGCGUGAUGCUGCCUGCUAUGUGUGCUGGUCUUUUGCCAGAGCUUAUGAACCAAAAGAACUAAACCCUUUUGUCAACCAGAUUGCAAGUGCUUUGCUGAUCGCAMCUGUCUUUGAUCGAAACAUCAACUGCCGUCGCGCUGCCUCCGCUGCCUUUCAGGAGAAUGUGGGCAGACAGGGAACCUUCCCCCAUGGUAUUGACAUCUUAACAGCAGCAGACUACUUUGCUGUAGGAAAACUCAAUAACUGCUAUCUGAACAUUAGUGUAUACAUAGCUGGUUUCCCAGAGUACACCUACUCCUUGAUAGACCAUUUAAUAUCCAUGAAGAUCAACCACUGGGAUAGUGUGAUCCGAGAGCUCGCCACUAAAGCACUCCAUAACCUGACGCCUCAAGCACCUGAUUACAUGGCAACAAAAGUUUUGCCACAGCUGUUGACCAUGGCGGUGGGCAUGGACCUCCAAGGUCGUCAUGGAGCCAUCCUGGCGUGUGGAGAAAUCACACAUGCUCUGUAUAAACUGGGCCUUCAGACCAACAGGACCGUGGUGGACAUCAUUUCUCAAGAAAAUGUAGACGCAUUAAAGAACAUCCACAAUCAUCUGCUUGAACGAAAACAAUACAGGGGCUUUGGUGGAGCACUAAUGAGACCAGCAAUUUUCAGCCUAAUAGAAAAGCUGUCUCUGUCCAAAAUGCCUUUUAAGGAUGACCCCAUCAUCAGCGGCUGGCAGUGGGUCAUCGAUGACACCAUUCAGUCACUUCAGCUCUUUUCAAGUGGUGCAAAGGAUGGCAUUACUGCUGCAGUAGUCUCAGCUCUGUCUGCUUUGUGUGAGGAGUACUACCAGGAUGAAACAGGCCAGGUUGACACUCAAAUGCAAGAUGUCCUGGUAUCCCAGUACAUCAAUGGGCUGGAGAGUCCACAGAUUCUCARUCGAAGUGGAUCUGCUCUGGCCCUCGGCUGUCUGCCAAGAGUUAUGAUCCACGGCAAACUGAAACAGAUCUUAGACGGUCUUCAGCAGAUGUGCACCGUCACUCAAAAGGAGGGGAAUUUCACAGAGGCGAGGAGAGAUGCAGUCAGAUCAAUAGCUCAAGUGUGUAUGAAGGCAGGUGUUUGUGCCGAAGGAUCCCCCGACUCGGUCCUGUGCUCGCAGAAUAUCACAGAUGUGUACAGCGUUCUGCUCAGCAGUCUCAAUGACUACACGUCAGACAGCAGAGGGGACGUAGGAGCCUGGGUGAGAAAAGCYGCAAUGACCAGUUUAAUGGAACUAACCUUGUUAGUGUCGAGUGAAGCUCCAGAGAUCCUUUCAUCAGACCUGGUAAAGCCCAUGAUGUGCUGCCUGGCCCAACAAGCAGCAGAGAAGAUUGACCGCUACAGAACAUAUGCUGGCAACAUUUUCCUGCGCCUCCUACACAGCUCGGAGCCUGUAGUUCCUCACAUUCCCCACAGGGAGGAGCUGUUGAGCAUCUUACCUGUCGAGACCUUAACCACUCUAAACUGGAACGCUCCAUCCCAAGCUUACAAGUACAUCGCACAGCUGCUUGGAUUGCCUGAGUAUCAGUACCACACCCUGCUGGGCCUCUGCGUGUCCGCGGGAGGGAUUACGGAGUCCACAGUGCAUUUCUCCUCCCAGUCGCUGUUUGACUUCCUGAAAGGGAUUCAGAACGAUGCUGUACUUUUGGCCCAGUUUGGAGAUACGUUGCUGAGGAUUUUCAGGGACAAUCUCCACAAUGAAAGAGUAUGUGUAGCCUUACUUAGAAUGCUCAGUCAGAUGCUCGCUAACAACUGCUUUGAAAUCUUCACUGCAGAAGAGGAUCAUCCGUUCUGCGUGGAGCUUUUGAAUCUUUGCAAACAGUGCAAGAAGUCAAAAGAUGUUUCCAAGCUUCGUGCCUGCAUCGACGUUUUCUGUGAGCUGAUCCAGUUCCAGGGAGACGUGAGGAAGAAAGUUUUGGUCCAGCUGCUGUUGCUGCUGUGCCAUCCAUUCCCUGUGAUUAGGAAAAUCACAUCCACCCAGAUGUACGAGAUGCUUCUGACCUACGAUGAUGUCACUGAUCCAGAGGUGUUAGACGAUGUCAUGACUUUACUAAGUGAUACUAAGUGGGAAAGCGACGUCGCCACAGUGCGUCCACACAGGAAUCAGCUUUGUGAUUGGUUAGGAGUCCCCAGACCGCGGCUAGCUGCCAAGGGUCCAACCCAGGUUUCAUGAUGCGUCUAAAAGCAGCAGGAACUGACUGAAAACACACUGCAAAUGUAGAAAUGSACUGUAAAAUGUUCUUUUAUCUGUUCUUUGUCAGUCUGCAAAAAUAACUGGAUGUCAARAGCUGCAUUCUGUCAGUUUAAGGCAAUAAAAAUGCAAAAAAAAACA
Austrofundulus limnaeus is the source of this 4019-nucleotide messenger RNA. RefSeq names its product tubulin folding cofactor D (gene tbcd). The record is from RefSeq and is a predicted model, not a curated record. Gene Ontology annotation, biological process: microtubule cytoskeleton organization; adherens junction assembly; post-chaperonin tubulin folding pathway. The transcript has 39 exons. Gene Ontology annotation, cellular component: lateral plasma membrane. NCBI's taxonomy places the organism in Eukaryota, Metazoa, Chordata, Actinopteri, Cyprinodontiformes, Rivulidae. The coding region runs from base 264 to 3860 and encodes 1198 amino acids. Gene Ontology annotation, molecular function: beta-tubulin binding; GTPase activator activity.